AUGAGACUCGUAAUUUUCCCAACAAUUUUUGCAGCUAUUGGACUUUCGAGCAUCAAAACUGCCAUUGUUGCUCUUAUUGGAUAUAUUCUAGCCUUCAUACAAUUUGGAUGGUUAGAAUCAUUAAUGCCAGGAUUGUCUUUAAAUUAUGGAGAUUACUUUUGUGAUAUAUUAUUUAUAUCGAUACCCUUUGUAGUUGCAAUUCUCAUUCUUAAUAAUAUGCAUCAGGCAUUUAGGUCUCAAAUCAGAGAAGUUGAAACAAGAUUAUCUAACAUGCUAAACAUUACAAACGAAGCAAUAAUCAUACAGAGUAGAAGGAAAAAGAAGAUUAUCUAUGUUAAUCUUGCUUUUGAAAGAAUGUUUGGAUAUGAACAUGAUGAAAUAAUACAUGCUUCUAAAAAUAUUUUGGAUUUGCUUGUUGGACCUCCAGUCAUUGCAACAGAUAAGUGGACUCUAUGUAAGGCAAGAACCAAGAUUGGUGAUAGAUUUGGUGUAGAGGUCACACACAAAGUAGAUUUUUUGAGUUCUAAGAAAGUUGAUGUGUUCAUCAUCAGAAAUAAUGAACUUAAUGAUCAAGUUAAAUUAAUGAAUGAAAAAGCCAGAGAAGCACAAAUAGAACUUCAAAGUAGAACAACUUUCUUUAGUAUGAUUUCUCACGAUUUGAAGAAUCCUUUGAACUCGAUUUAUUUAAUUGCCCAAAAGAUGCAUGAAGACUUUGUUCAUCAACAAACAGUAGAUUCUCAUGAAGGUCUAGAAUGGAUGAAUAUGAUUUUAUCCAGUUGCCAUAUUUUGAGUAAUAUUAUUCAAGACGUUCUUUCAUCAUCAAAAUUAGAAUCUGGAAGUGUUGAGCUUGAUGUUUCAAACUUUGAUUUACAAUAUUCUGUUGAAGAAAUUAUUUCUAUUAACAGUGUUACUGCCUUUAAGAAGGGAAUUGAUGUAGCACUUGAAAUUGAUGUAAAACGUGGAUCUAAACAUAGAGUACCAUUGGUUGUUAGAGGUGACGUUCACAAAUUCCAACAAAUUCUAACAAACUUGAUGGGUAAUGCUAUCAAGUUUACUCAUACAGGAUCGGUUUCUGUCUUGGUUGAUGUUCCAGAAGAAACUGAAACCACAGUGAAAGUAUUUGUAGUAGUUUGUGAUACUGGUAUCGGUAUUCCUCAAGAAAAACAAAAAGAUCUUUUCAAAGUAUUUUCAAGAUUGAAAAAGGAUAAGGAGUAUGAAGGAAGUGGUCUUGGUCUCAGUAUUUGUAAAAACCUUACAACCCUCAUGAAUGGUGACAUUGGUUGUAAGAGUAAUGGUUCCAGUGGAAGUAAUUUCUGGUUUACAGUUGUUUUUCAAAAGGCUGCAAGAGGAGAGGACUAUGACAAGAUUAUUGACAGAGCUGAUAAGAGAUUACCUCUUACAGAUGAAAGUAAGAUUAUGGAGGUAAAGGAAAAGCUUUCCAAAAAUUAUGGCAACAAUAUUUGUCUCGUACUUUACAAAGAAUCAAAAGUGAGAAACAUCCUCUCCAAUUAUUUAAGAGAAGUGUUUGAUGAAAAGGUUGCAACAAUGGAAAAUAUUGAAAACGUAUUUGUAAAUGCUGACAAGAUAGAGCAAUUCACUGAGGAGUUCUUGCACAGAUCAUCAUCUAAUCCUAAUGAUUGGUUAGUUAAGAAACCUAUUUCUUUCAUUAUUUUGGAUGACGCUUGUUUCCUUCCUGACAAUCUACCAAAGAGCGAGAAUGCUCUUUUCACUGCAGCUCAUGUUUCCUCCCAUAAUGCUGAAUCUAAGGCUGCAAAUCAAUCAAACAAUGCUGGUAGAAGAAAUAGUACUCUUAUUUAUUCUCCAGUAGAGAUUGAAAGAAUUCAUUCAACCAUUUCUAAACUGAAAGUAUUAAUAGAGUCACAUAAUGCUAAAUUUGCUACAAAUAAUCAAGUCAUCCAACCUAAAUUAAUUGUAUGGUUUGAUAGAUUUGAACCUAAAAGAUUCCUAAGUUUUAUCAAAAAGGAUACAAAUCUUCCUAAAUCCAACAAGUCUAUGUUUGAUUUAUCAAUUAGAAAACCUGUAACACUUUUUUCUUUCCAAUAUAUGAUUCAACAAAUAUUAACAAUGAAGAAUUCCACUGUUUCCUUUUCAAGCACGGAGAAGAAUGAUUUUGAAAAAUUCCAAUUCCCUAAGAAGGCAUUAAUUUCAGAGCCAAACUUGCCAGCAAUUUCCAAAGAUCCGCAAACAUCUGAAACAUCACCCCAAUCGUCUCCCUCAGGAUCAUCUGAUAGUGGACCAUCAGAGAAACAACUUAAAUUAAGAAUACUUGUAGCUGAUGAUAAUGUUAUUAAUAAGAAUAUUAUGCUCAAGAUAUUUGGUGGUCUUACUGGAAAUAGUGAGCUAGAAAAUCAUCUCUCGCAGGUCAAGAAUGAACCACACAAGCUCAUGAUUGAAACUAAGGGUGUUUCAAAUGGUAAAGAGGCUCUUGAUGCUUAUAUUGAGAAUUUUGAUACCCCUAACAAAUUUGAUGCCAUUGUUCUUGAUGUACACAUGGAUGUAAUGUCAGGAUUGGAAUGUGCCGAAAAAAUAAGACUAUUUGAAGCAGAAAAGAAACCUGCUACUUCUUGUAUUUUAAUUGGUGCGACUGGAGAUAGUGAUGGAGAAAGCUUGUGCAAACGUGCAGGAAUGGAUCUUGUGUGUCUAAAACCAAUAUCUCAAACACAAAUUAGAAAUGUUGUGAAAACCAUCUUGGAAAAAUAA
This is a messenger RNA of Naegleria gruberi, 2721 nucleotides long. RefSeq lists its product as uncharacterized. Gene Ontology annotation, molecular function: histidine phosphotransfer kinase activity; phosphorelay sensor kinase activity. The transcript has a single exon. Gene Ontology annotation, biological process: protein autophosphorylation; phosphorelay signal transduction system. Lineage: Eukaryota; Heterolobosea; Eutetramitea; Acrasida; Naegleriidae. The coding region runs from base 1 to 2721 and encodes 906 amino acids. The record is from RefSeq and is a predicted model, not a curated record.